AUGCGAAUAGAAAGUGAAGACCGAAGCUCUGUACUAGCUGCCGAUAAUGUGCCAUCAACAAUGGAAGGACAGCAAGAAGUCUGCGACAGCAAUAUUAGUCCUUGUGCAAAUGAGGUAGAUUCGAAAGAAGUGAAUCCAAACCACGAACACACGGUAGAACUAAAGGGUAAACAAGCAUUCCUAAUCAACAUCUGUUUUGGAGAUUUAGCAUACUUAGAAGCAAAUGAAAACUUGGAGAAGAAAACAAGCGAGAACUCAAUUGAGAGUCUUCCGGCUGGCACUGAGGCACCAGGGUUGGAUGAACCCAUUUUCGAAGAUGACCAGAUUUCCGAAACUGGUAAUGGCGACGAAUUAAAUGCAGAUAUUGCAUCCCAUGGAGAUCCUUCAAUGGAUGAUAAGCGCCUAACAGAAGAAGAAAUAGAAAGUUGGACAUUUACAGGAGCGAAUCCAGAGGAAGAUCGUGGAAACGAUGAUGAGAAGAAAGAAGAGGCCGAAAAUGAACUCAAAAGGCAGCAAGUGAAUGAGGGAGAAAUCGAAGUUUGGACUUUGACGGAUGAAAAAUCGGCGGAAGAAAUAUUAGAUUCAAAUGAAGCAUCACAGGCAGUAAAUCCAGUUGGCCAAAACUUUUCUGAGGUGGAACAGGAGAACUGUACAGAAGAUGAACCGAAUUCUGCACAAAUUGAAGAGGAGAUAUUGCCUACAAUAUCGUUGGACUCAGAGAGCUUUUCCAAUGAGGAAUCUCAAGAUACAAAUUCUCCCAAUAUUAAUCUCGAAAAUCAAUCCAACUGCAAUCAAGCUCCGCUAACCGACGAAGAGUGCAUUACAGUUGAUGAUAAAAUGAAUGAAAAUUAAUUCGAUGGUCUUCAGAGCGUGAUAGCUAAAUAUAACUCGCAUAAGUUCGCCCAAAAAACAAACGCGAAAACUACUGCACAGACCAAUGCCAUGCCAAGUAAAACCAAGGGUCCAAACUUUAGCGCGUUAAACUUGUUCAGCUCCUGCUUGGGAUAUUCCAAGUCAGAUUAG
This is a messenger RNA of Rodentolepis nana, 1023 nucleotides long. The record is from the annotation of a GenBank genome assembly. Lineage: Eukaryota; Metazoa; Platyhelminthes; Cestoda; Cyclophyllidea; Hymenolepididae.